Molecule: messenger RNA, 1158 nt
Organism: Dermatophagoides pteronyssinus (European house dust mite)
Lineage: Eukaryota; Metazoa; Arthropoda; Arachnida; Sarcoptiformes; Pyroglyphidae
Product: acyl-CoA desaturase-like
Biological process (GO): unsaturated fatty acid biosynthetic process
Cellular component (GO): endoplasmic reticulum membrane
Molecular function (GO): iron ion binding; stearoyl-CoA 9-desaturase activity
Source: RefSeq, a predicted model, not a curated record
AAUAUUCAUCUAUAAUCAAUGAUUGUUUAGUCUGUGUGUUUAUGUGCGAAACCAAAUAUCGACAUAACUUUGUUACUUUGUUAAAUCAUCAUGAAUAAUAAAAAGAUUAAAACCUUUAGUAAUGAUUCUGUUCAACCAUACGAUUGGAAAUGGAAUUGGUCGUUUAUCAUUCCGUUAACUAUUGGUCAUAUUGGUGCAUUAUUUGGAAUAUAUUUGGCUAUUUUAUAUGCAUCAAUUAAAACAUUAGUAUUUUAUUUUAUUCUUAUACAAUUCGGUGCAACCGGUAUUAUUUGUGGUGCUCAUCGUUUAUGGACACAUCGUGCUUAUCGUGCACAUUAUAUUUUAAGAAUUUUUCUUAUGUUAUGUCAAACAUUAGCAUUACAGCUUAGUAUACUUCAAUGGUGUCAAUUUCAUCGUGUACAUCAUAAAUUUUCGGAUACGGAUGCUGAUCCACAUAAUGCAAAACGUGGAUUUUUCUUUUCACAUAUGGGAUGGGUAUUAGUUGAUCAUCAUCCAGAAUAUAAUGAAAAAAGUCAAAAAAUUGACAUGAGUGAUUUAAAAAAUGAUCCUAUUGUUUGGUUUCAACAUAGAUUCUAUGUUCCAUUGGUAUUACUGAUAACAUUUAUGAUUCCAACAUUAAUACCAUGUUUAUUAUGGAAUGAAUCGUUAAUGAACGCUACAUUUGUGAAUUUAUUUCGUAUAGCAUUAUCAUUGCAUCAAACAGCAUUAGUUAAUUCGGCUGCACAUAUUUGGGGUUUAAAACCAUAUGAUGAACGUAUUAAACCAACUGAAAAUAAAUUUACUACUUAUGUUACAAUGGGUGAAGCAUAUCAUAAUUAUCAUCAUGCAUUUCCAUGGGAUUAUUCUGCAUCAGAAUUUCGUUGGGAUGUUAAUUAUAAUCCAAUGACAGCAUUUAUUGAUAUUUGUGCAUUAUUAAAUCUAGCAUGGGAUCGUAAAAAAGUUGAUCGAAAAAUGAUUGAAGAACGAUUAAAUAAACAUGGAAAUCAACAACUAAUAAAUAUAAUUGAUAGAAAACCAAAAAGUUUAUUGUUCGAUACACUGUUCGGUGUAUUGACAUUAUUCUGGGCUUUAUGGAUGUUGUUAGCAUUACGUAUGGUAUGUGUUCACUAUCAUUUUAUUAUUAUUAUUGUUGUAUAA